AUGGGGAAUUCAUAUGCAGGGCAACUAAAAUCUGCCCGUUUUGAAGAAGCUCUUCAUAACUCUAUAGAAGCUUCUCUGAGAUGUAGCAGUGUUGUCCCACGGCCAAUCUUCUCACAGUUGUACCUGGAUCCUGACCAGCCUCCUUUCUUGCCGGAAGAUGUGAAGCCAAAGGUAGAAGAGUUGGAUAAAGAGUUAGUACAUCGCUAUUCACAAAAUGGAAACCUGGACUUCUCUACCAGCCAAACUGUUAAUGAAAUGGAAGAUGAAGAGGAGGAUGAAGACAUGUCAGAUUCAAGUAGUCCACCAAUCCCAUAUUCACAAAAACCUGCCCCGGAAGGAUCUUGCACUACUGAUGGUUUUUGUCAAGCAGGCAAGGAUUUACGGUUAGUAUCUCUGUGCAUGGAGCAAAUUGAUAUCCCAGCAGGCUUCCUGUUAGUAGGAGCCAAAUCUCCCAACCUUCCUGAGCACAUUCUAGUCUGCGCUGUUGACAAGCGGUUUUUGCCAGAUGAUCAUGGAAAAAAUGCACUUUUAGGAUUUUCUGGGAAUUGUAUAGGCUGUGGAGAAAGAGGAUUUCGAUACUUCACAGAGUUUUCCAAUCAUAUCAACCUGAAAUUAACCACUCAGCCAAAGAAGCAGAAGCACUUAAAGUACUACCUAGUAAGAAGCUCCCAAGGUGUAUUGUCAAAGGGACCCCUUAUUUGCUGGAAAGAAUGUAGAAGCAGGCAAUCAUCUGCUGCUAACCUCUCUGCUAAACCAAAUUCUUCGGUGUCACCGUCCACGACCCCAGAGGGUGGAUCAGCUAAUGGAUACAAAUCAGGGUUCACUCAGACAGCUCCUCUUUCACUGCGUGCCACUGAUGUUGCUAAUGGAAACGCUAACGGAGGAAGAAAUAAUGUAUUGAGUUCUACAGUCUCUCGGCCAAUGCCUCACUCGACAUCUCCAAGCCCUGGCUGUGCAGCUGGAGACCAAGCAUCAAUGUCCAGUUCUGGACCACCAAAGAAACGUCACCGGGGAUGGUCUCCUGGGUCCCCAGUCCCUCCUCCUGGUUUAGCGGUACCUGCUCCUACAAUUCGACCUUCGGCAAGAACAGAGCCUCUUUUGUCAGUCCCAGUUCCUCAAUCCAUGUUAACUGGAAUUUUACAGCCUCAACCCAUCCCAGCAGGGGAGACUGUAAUAGUUCCUGAAAACCUGCUGAAUAACUCAGGAGUCAGACCAGUGAUUCUGAUAGGUUAUGGCACUUUACCUUAUUUCUAUGGAAAUGUUGGUGAUAUUGUUGUAAGUCCCUUGCUGGUGAAUUGCUACAAGAUUCCACAGCUGGAAAACAAGGAUUUGGAUCUCUUGGGUUUGACAAGCAGUCAGCUGCUAAGUGUGGAAAAUAUGAUACUUUUAACUAUUCAGUAUCUUGUCCAACUAGGUCCUGACCAGAUACCCCUGAGGGAAGAAUUUGAGCAGAUCAUGUUGAAAGCUAUGCAGGAGUUCACUCUGAGAGAGCGAUCCUUGCAAAUGAGCGCACAGUGUAUCUCUGUGUCACCAGGUCAACUCCCUUGGCUUGCUAGGUUAAUUGCUAGUGUGUCCCGGGACCUUGUGCAUGUGGUUGUUACCCAGAAUUCGCUGGCAGAAGGCAUCUCGGAGACCUUGAGGUCUCUCAAUGAAAUGAAACAUCAGCAAAAGCUCCCAGAUUAUGUAGUUGCCAUUUGUGCAUCAAAGAUAAGAGGAAAUGAAUUCUGCGUGGUAGUCCUAGGUCAGUAUCAAUCUAGGGCGCUUGCAGAAAGCAUGCUUACCACCAGUGAAUUUUUAAAAGAGAUCAGUUACGAGCUCAUCACUGGGAAAGUUAGUUUCCUGGCAUCGCAUUUCAAAAAUACCUCUUUAGGUGAUGAUUUGGACAAGCUGCUGGAGAAAAUGCUACAGCAGCGAGGGGAAAGUGUCAUUAUUCCUUUUAAUGGAGAUGUUAGCGAGUGCGUGUCAUCUCAGGAGGCAAUUGCCAUGGUUUCUACGCAAGAACCAGAUUUGGAUGUUGAUACCUUCCAAAUUUACCAGCCACAGCUUACAGUUGCCAGAAAGCUCUUGUCCCAGGUUUGUGCUAUAGCAGACAGUGGCAAUCAGAGCCUGGAUCUGGGCCACUUCAGCAAAGUAGACUUCAUCGUUAUAGUUCCCCGUUCAGAAGUCCUGGUGCAGCAGACCCUUCAACGGAUUCGACAAUCAGGUGUCCUUGUGGACUUGGGCCUAGAAGACAAUGGGACGGCAUAUCAGAGAGCCGAGAAAUAUGUGGUUCGGCUAGACAAUGAGAUUCAAACAAAAUUUGAAAUUUUCAUGAGACGAGUGAAGCAGAAUCCCUAUACACUCUUUGUGCUGGUUCAUGACAAUGCCCACGUGGAUUUAACAAGUGCCAUUUCAAGUUCCCUGUCACAUGGUGAGCCUAGUCAUGGUCUGGCUGAUAGAGUUAUUAAUUGCAGGGAGGUCCUUGAAGCAUUCAACCUCCUUGUUCUUCAGGUCAGCUCUUUUCCUUAUGCCUUGCAAACGCAGCAGUCCAGGAUCAGCUCUAGCAAUGAAGUACACUGGAUACAAUUUGACACCAUGGAUGAUGCAGCAAGUGAAGACAAGCUGUACUUUGGUUUGAAUGAAUACAGCAAAUCCCUCCAAUGGGGAGUCACAAGUCCCCUUCUGAGAUGUGAUGAAACCUUUGAAAAAAUGGUCAACACACUUUUAGAAAGGUACCCCCGGCUGCACAGCAUGGUGAUUCGCUGCUACCUUCUCAUUCAGCAGUAUUCCCAGGCUCUGAUGGCUCUCACAACCAUGGCCUCACUACGAGAUCACAGCACACCUGAAACGCUCAGCAUAAUGGAUGACCUUAUUACUUCUCCAGGAAAGGAUAAGAAUGGCUGUGGCCACAUGCUGGUCAUUAGGGUGCCGUCUGUGCAGCUAGCCAUGUUGGCCAAGGAGAGGUUGCAAGAAGUAAGAGACAAGCUAGGUCUGCAGUAUCGUUUUGAGAUCCUCCUUGGGAAUCCUGCUUCAGAGCUUACUGUCGCGAAACACUUUGUGACACGGUUGAAGGCUUGGAGAGGAAAUGAGCAGGAUGACUGGAUCCCUCGCACCUAUCAGGAUUUGGAAGGUCUACCUUGCAUUGUUAUUCUAACUGGCAAGGACCCUCUAGGAGAAACUUUCCCCAGGUCAUUGAAAUACUGUGACCUUCGACUAAUUGACUCAAGCUACUUAACUCGGACUGCAUUAGAGCAAGAAGUAGGCCUGGCAUGCUGCUAUGUCUCGAAGGAGGCAAUUCGAGGACCUAUUGUAGCUCUCGACCUUAGUGAGAAGGAGCAUGAGAAGGCUAAUGGUAGCGAGAAUGACUCUGAUGAGCUGUUGAUAGACUUGGACCGACCCCAGAGUAAUAGCAGCGCUGUCACUGGAACCUCAGGUUCCCUGGCGGACAAUGGCGUGAGCUCCUCGAGUGCUGCAGACAAGUCUCAGAAGCAAGCACCGUCGUUUAACUUUCAGACUGUGGCACACAGCUCAGUAGACGAGGGGACUUACCCCAGUUUCACAACUGGAGAGACCCUGAAACAAGAAUGCGACUCCCUGGGUAACCAGAUGGCGAGCAGCACCACUUCGAAACUAUCAUCACUGUCUUCGGUCUCCCAGGCAUUUCAGUGGCCGGCCCAUUCGGCCAAAGACAGCAAAACCCUCCGUGCUGCACUGCCUCGCAUUGUCAUCCUGUCAAAAGCUGCCUACUGUCUCCUGAGCUCACAUAAAAGUGGGAAUUUGCCUUCUUCCUCUUCCCUCCUGCCUCAUGCUGACGUGUCUUGGCUGAGCUCUCUGAGGCCGCUGCUUCACAAGGACAUGAGCAGCGAAGAGCAGUCUCUCUACUACAGGCAGUGGACGACAGCCCGACAGCACCACGCGGACUUCAGCAAUCAGGGUGAGACGUCUGGCUCGAGGAGUUUUCACCCCAGGCGGCUGCUUUUGACAGGACCACCACAAGUGGGAAAGACUGGCUCAUACUUGCAGUUCCUAAGGAUUCUCUUCCGCAUGCUGAUCCGGUUGCUGGAAGUAGAUGUGUACGAUGAAGAAGAGAUUAAUGCCAGUCAUACGGAAAACGGUGAAAUCACUCAGUCUAGCAAUGACCACUGGCCAGAUAUUGAGAUCUUCAGCAAAAUGUCUUUUGACCUGAAUGUACAUGACCCCAAGUAUAGAACUAUAAGUCCCGUGUACACAGAACAACUGUCAAGAGUGAAACAAGAAACAAGCAAAGAAACGAAAUCAGAGGAACCUAAGAAAAGGGAGACCGUGUCGAUGAUGUUGACUAAAUAUGCAGCUUACAAUACGUUCCAUCACUGUGAGCAGUGCCAUCAGUACAUGGACAUUAAUCCUGCCGUGCAGAUAUCUGACUCCACUCUGCACGCAUUCACGUUUUCAUCCUCGAUGCUAGGAGAAGAGGUUCAACUGCAUUUUAUAAUCCCCAAGUCCAAAGAGAACCAUUUUGUCUUCAGCAAGCAGGGAAAACAUCUCGAAAGCAUGCGUCUCCCACUCGUUUCUGACAAGAAUUUGAAUGCAGUCAAGAGUCCCAUCUUCACUCCAUCGAGUGGACGUCAUGAACAUGGCCUCUUGAACCUCUACCACGCCAUGGAAGGCAUCAGCCACCUUCACCUCCUUGUAGUCAAGGAGUAUGAAAUGCCGCUCUACCGUAAAUACUGGCCCAACCACAUCAUGCUUGUCCUGCCAGGCAUGUUCAACAACGCUGGCGUUGGUGCUGCCAGGUUUCUUAUUAAGGAACUUUCCUACCACAAUCUAGAACUGGAACGAAACCGCUUGGAGGAACUGGGAGUCAAGCGCCAGUGCGUGUGGCCAUUCAUCGUGGUCAUGGACGACUCCUGCGUCUUGUGGAACAUGCACAGUGUCCAUGAGCAGUCGAGCCAGUCCCUGGAGCCUGGGGGUUCCAGCAAGAAUGUGUCUCUGAAGAGUGUCCUCCAACACAUUGAAGCCACCCCCAAAAUUGUUCAUUAUGCAAUACUGGGUGUUCAGAAAUGGAACAGCAAGCUGAACGCCAGGAAAGCGAAGGCUCCGUUCUCCAGGUGCCACGUGCGUGAUUUGAUACUGCUCAACAUAGACCUGACCCAGAACGUGCAAUAUGAUCUAAACAGGUAUUUCUGUGAAGAUGUAGAUUUCAAUCUGCGGACGAACAGCAGCGGCCUGCUCAUCUGCCGCUUCAACAACUUCAGCGUCAUGAAGAAGCAUAUUCAGGUUGGAGGACAAAAGGACUUUGUCGUUAAGCCAAAAAUCACGGUGUCGGACAGCCUGGCACCAAUAAUGCCUCUUCAGUACGUCUGUGCCCCUGACAGCGAGCAUACAUUGUUGGCAGCCCCCUCUCAGUUCCUCCUGGAGAAAUUCCUUCAACAUGCGACGUACAAACUCUUCCCGAAGGCCAUUCAUAACUUCAAGAACCCGGUGUUGGCCAUUGACUGCUACCUGAACAUCGGGCUCGAGGUGGCUAUCUGCUAUAUUAGUUCCCGCCCGCACUCGGUCAACGUCAACUGCGAAGGGGUGUUCUUCAGUGGACUUCUGCUCUAUCUCUGCGACUCCUUCGUUGGUGCAGACCUCCUCAAGCGUUUCAGGUUCCUGAAAGGUGCCACCCUGUGCGUCAUAUGUCAAGACAGAAGCUCGUUGCGGCAGACAAUAGUCCGCUUGGAGUUGGAGGACGAGUGGCAGUUCCGACUUCGGGAUGAGUUUCAAACUGCUAACAGUAGUGACGACAAACCACUCUAUUUUCUUACUGGACGCCAUAUAUAAGCUUUGCAAAGACACCGCUAACAAAGAAAAAAAAAAAACAACAAACUAACUACUUGGGUUUUUUUAAAAAGUACAAUCACUGUGGAGCAAAGUGCAACCAAUAUUUAUCUAGACUGCUCUGAAGGAUUCCCCCCAAUUCUGAAGUAGGCUUCAUUCCUAGGGAUAAAAUUACCACAUCAGUUACGACUUAAAGGAUCCUGGAUUCAAGUUAUUUUCACGUCAGUCACAACCGUCGGCACUAACUGCACAGCCGAGCAAGCUGUGGGAGCUGGGAAGAGGACGUAAUUUGGUUGGAGAAGAAUUCUUUUUAUAUUUAGCCGAGCUAGAGGAAGAAGCUGCUCUCGGCGGCUGCUAGCGUGAACGUGUUACACGAAACACAGCCCAGCACGUGGAAUUUACGGAAGAUGUGUGGAGGAGAGCCCGCCGUGUGUCUCUUCAGCUCUGUACCGUGGUACAGGAAUACUCAGGGGUUUGAAACUAAC
Messenger RNA from Egretta garzetta (little egret), 6263 nucleotides. RefSeq names its product GREB1 like retinoic acid receptor coactivator (gene GREB1L). Gene Ontology annotation, biological process: multicellular organism development; kidney development. The transcript is spliced from 31 exons. Lineage: Eukaryota; Metazoa; Chordata; Aves; Pelecaniformes; Ardeidae. Bases 1 to 5781 code for a protein of 1926 amino acids. The record is from RefSeq and is a predicted model, not a curated record.